UACUUGCUAUAGCGAAGAAAGAUUAAAUACUUGAUAAGAUGAUAAGCGCGUAUCUCAUAAUAAAUAAACAACUCACAAGACGCCCUCUGAACAUUUUCGUAUAAUAGCAGAAAGACUGUUGCUUCUGGAACUGCUAUAGCGAAGUAAGUUUAAAUACUUGCUAUAGCGAAGUAAGAUUAAAUACUUGAUAAGAUGAUAAGCGCGUAUCUCAUAAUAAAUAAACAACUCACAAGACGCCCUCUGAACAUUUUCGUAUAAUAGCAGAAAGACUGUUGCUUCUGGAACUGCUAUAGCGAAGUAAGUUUAAAUACUUGCUAUAGCGAAGAAAGAUUAAAUACUUGAUAAGAUGAUAAGCGCGUAUCUCAUAAUAAAUAAACAACUCACAAGACGCCCUCUGAACAUUUUCGUAUAAUAGCAGAAAGACUGUUGCUUCUGGAACUGCUAUAGCGAAGUUAUUACUUCAACAAAAUGUCCGAAGAAGAUGCAAGCAAGAAAUGUGACAUACAGAUCAUUAGAGGUCUUCCUUUCCCAGCAGUCUCAUGGUUUCAUAAACAAAAUAUCGAAGAAGCAUUAGAUUAUAUCCCUGAGGAUGAAGACAUCAUUAUUGCUUCAUAUCCUAAAACAGGAACCACAUGGCUUCAGUAUAUUGUCUUACAAAUACUUUCAAAUGGUGAUUCCUUCCCCACUUUCGACGACAUCUUAUACCGUGUUGUCCCAUUUGUGGAGAUGACAGGAAUUGGAGCUGUGAAGGCCUUGGAGAAGCCUCGAGUGUACAAGCACCAUAUUCCAUACAAUAUGGUACAAAAAAAUCCCAAAUCGAAAUAUCUUUAUAUUUAUCGAAACCCUGAGGAUACUUUGGUGUCUUACUUUUAUUUUAUGCAAGAUCUUAGGAAAACUGAAUUGGAUUUCAAUGAAUUUUUUGAGCAGUUUCUCAGUGGAAAUAUAGGAUAUGGACGUUACUUUGAGCAUAUUCUCUCCUUCCUAGAACAUAAAGAUGACGAGAAUUUGUUACUUAUAUCAUAUGAAAAAUUACACAAGAACAGGAGAAAAGAAAUUUUAAGAAUAGCAAAGUUUCUUGGGGAAAAUUACUUUCAACAACUCCUGGAAAAUGAAUCAAUAAUAAAUAAAAUAAUUGAACAUACUAGUUUUGACUACAUGAAGAAAAAUCUAUGCUUGACCCACCCAGCAGAAAAGGAAAAAGGCGAAACUGCAAGUACAGUUGCAUGUUUUAGGAAAGGGAUUGUUGGUGAUGGAAGAAACGUGCUAUCAGCUGAACAGCAGAAAAGACUAAGAGAAUUGACGGAAAAAAUUAUGGCUGGAACUAACGUAAUAAAAGAAUGGCUGGAAGAAUAACAAUGAACAAUUAUGGGGGCAUCCUUUACUUCACUAGAAGAAUAAAUCCCGCUACAAGUUGAAUUUAAACUAGUAUUUAAUAUAAAAGUUUUUUUUAAAAAAAAAGUAUAUUUAUGAACUUGAGGUAUAUUCUUGAAAAACGUUAAUAUGGUUUGCAGUAAACAAAUAACAAACAAAAUCAGAGAGUACAUAUAUCAAAUUAAUAGCUUUCGUCUUUAUUAUUUGCAGGAGAAGAAGAACUAUAAAUAUGCCCACAACUUAAAGAAAUCACAUUGCAAAUAUAAAUUUAUAAAUAAACUGUAUUAUAAUAUUAAAUUGAAUAAAAUUUGAGUUGAAAAUUAAA
Stegodyphus dumicola is the source of this 1696-nucleotide messenger RNA. RefSeq names its product sulfotransferase 1B1-like. Gene Ontology annotation, molecular function: sulfotransferase activity. Lineage: Eukaryota; Metazoa; Arthropoda; Arachnida; Araneae; Eresidae. The record is from RefSeq and is a predicted model, not a curated record.